GCGUUACUCGGCGAGAUUUGCCCGUUUUAACACGGGGCGGAAACCCCGUUCCACCCUCUUUUCCUUCGCUGUCCACUAGCAAGAUGCCAGGUGUCACGGUGAAAGACGUCAACCAGCAGGAGUUCGUCACUGCACUGGCUGCCUUCUUGAAGAAGUCAGGAAAGCUGAAGGUGCCUGACUGGGUGGACCUUGUCAAGCUGGGAAAACACAAGGAGUUGGCUCCCUGUGAUGAGAACUGGUUCUACAUCAGAGCCGCCUCCACAGUUCGCCACCUGUACCUCCGUGGUAAAGCUGGUGUGGGGUCCAUGACCAAGAUCUAUGGAGGCCGCAAUAGGAACGGUGUGUCCCCCGCCCACUACAGCGUCGGAUCCAAGAACGUGGCACGCAAAGUGCUGCAAGCCCUCGAGCUUCUCAAGAUGAUUGAGAAGGACCCCAAUGGUGGUCGCAGACUUACUUCCCAGGGAACCAGAGACCUGGAUAGAAUUGCCGGCCAGGUUGCAGCAGCAAACAAGAAAACUGUUUAAAUAAAUCUUUUGGAGAAAUUAAA
Phyllopteryx taeniolatus (common seadragon) is the source of this 547-nucleotide messenger RNA. It is a transcript of the gene rps19, whose product is annotated as ribosomal protein S19. Gene Ontology annotation, molecular function: structural constituent of ribosome; RNA binding. Gene Ontology annotation, biological process: ribosomal small subunit assembly; translation. The coding region runs from base 84 to 524 and encodes 146 amino acids. The record is from RefSeq and is a predicted model, not a curated record. Gene Ontology annotation, cellular component: ribosome; cytosolic small ribosomal subunit. The transcript has 6 exons. Lineage: Eukaryota; Metazoa; Chordata; Actinopteri; Syngnathiformes; Syngnathidae.